Messenger RNA from Haliaeetus leucocephalus (bald eagle), 1323 nucleotides. RefSeq names its product coiled-coil domain containing 91 (gene CCDC91). The record is from RefSeq and is a predicted model, not a curated record. Bases 1 to 1323 code for a protein of 440 amino acids. Gene Ontology annotation, biological process: Golgi to lysosome transport. Lineage: Eukaryota; Metazoa; Chordata; Aves; Accipitriformes; Accipitridae. Gene Ontology annotation, cellular component: trans-Golgi network. The transcript is spliced from 12 exons.
AUGGAUGAUGAUGACUUUGGAGGAUUUGAGGCAGCAGAGAGUUAUGAGUUUGGAAAUGGUGAAAAGCAGACUACAUCCCCUGCUAUUGCCUGGGCAGCAUUUCCUACAGUGUCUGAAGUCCAUAUAUCUCCUGAUGUUCUUCUGGAGAACCCUGUGCUUUCUUCCUGCCUGGUUCCUUCUGACUCAUUUGGUUUAUCAGGUGAUAACGUGGCAACAACUAUUCAAACAGUCAACAAUGUUAUAAAUGCAGCUGUUCCUGAAGAACAGAUUCAAGCAGAUAUUCCAGUUGCCUCUUUGAAUGUAAUUGAAGACAAGACUUUAGUUACAUCAACCAUUGCUUUGGCUGAUGCUGAGACACAGAGAACAAAUGAACCGAAGAGCUACCUUCAACAAGCUUUUGCAAACCUAGAAAUCAAGCUUUGCACUGCUGAAGAAGAAAAAUUAAAAAUUAAAAAGAAAUUAGAAUAUUUACUGGAAAAACAUAGUAUUCUAGAAACGGAUUUCUUGAAGGAAAAAAAAGAAAAAGUAAUUUCACAUCAAGAUCAUUACAAGACGCUCCAGGAAAAGCAUAAGCAGGAGUUAGAAGACAUGAGAAAAGCUGGACAUGAAGCCUUGAGUAUUAUUGUUGAAGAAUUCAAGGCACUGCUACAAUCUACAGUUCAACAGCAAGAAGCAGCUAUUGAAAAACAGUAUAUACUAGCAAUUGAAAAACAUUCUCACAAAUGUGAAGAACUUCUUAAUACUCAGCAUCAGCGACUUCUGGAUAUUUUGGAAGAGGAGAAGGAAGUGCUAUCCGGAAAGAUAGAAGAGGCUUUGAUGCAGCAGUCACAAAAACACAAGGAAGUGCUUGACAAAUGUUUGGAUGAAGAAAGACAAAGAAGUAAGGAGGCUGCGGCAGCCGCUGCGAAGGCUGAAAAAGAAGUAGUGCAGGAGACUGUUCUGAAAGCAGUAGAGGAGGAGAGGAGAAAUAUGGAGAAGAUUCAUGCAGAAGAAAGAAAAAUGUGGGAAGCAGAACGUGACAGACAUAAAGAGAAGAUUGCCCAGGCUGUCUGGGAAGCCAUGCAAGAGCAAAGAAAGCAUAAUCAAGAAAUUGUCAAGGAAGCAUUAAUGGAGGAGCAAAAACGAAGUGAAAAGGCAAUUGAAGAAGCAGUGAAAAGGACAAGAGAGGAACUGAUGGAAUAUAUUAAAGAGCAGAAAAGGCUUGAUCAAGUUGUCCGUCAGAGAAAUCUGCAUAGUUUGGAACUUUUCCUCUCAUGUGCACAGAAACAGUUAGGCGUUUUAUUAAAGGAAGAGCCAACCACAACAGAGGAAAACGGAGACUGA